Vitis riparia (riverbank grape) is the source of this 1587-nucleotide messenger RNA. Its product is annotated as probable membrane-associated kinase regulator 2. Gene Ontology annotation, cellular component: plasma membrane. The record is from RefSeq and is a predicted model, not a curated record. The coding region runs from base 139 to 1125 and encodes 328 amino acids. NCBI's taxonomy places the organism in Eukaryota, Viridiplantae, Streptophyta, Magnoliopsida, Vitales, Vitaceae. The transcript has 2 exons.
CGAAACACCAUUUUCAGUGACUGCAACGACACAGCCAUCAAAGGAAGAGAAGAAAAAGGCCUGUCUAUAAAGCAUUCCAACCACCAAAACCCUACUCCAAGCAAAACCCAUUUCUUCACUGCUCUGGCUCUCCCCACCAUGGAUGUUCUCAGCUUUCUCAAGCUCUGGAAAGGCGGUGGGUCAGCACCCACUGCCACCACCGGCGACGCCGUCAGGACCACCAGCUUGCGCCAUGUGAUGGUGGAGACUGACGACGAAGAUUCCUUCUUCGAUUUGGAGCUCGCUGUGCCUCAGAACAAAGAAGAGAACAGCAACAAGAGCGGAGAGGGAGGUUCAGCCCAUGAGCUGUUUUUCAAGAGAAGAAUUCUCCCGAUUGAGUCCAGCUCGAAGCCUCAGUCUCCGAUCUCGCUGUUGAGGUCCGCGCCCAGGUUCAGGGUCUUCAUGUUCGGGCUCAGGAGGUCGAAGUCGGAGAAGACGGAGAAGGCUGAGAAAAUGGAAGCGAGCGGCGUUUCGGAACAACCUCCGCGGAAUAGUAAGCUUUUUACCGUCAAAUUCAAGGUGGAGGAAGUUCCGGUGGUUUCGGUGUUUACCCGAGAGAACAGUUCGAGGAGCUUUGGCAAGCAUGGCACGGAGGAAACGACGUCGUUUGAGUCGAAGAGGUUUUCGAAGGAUGUGGUGCACAAAUAUCUGAAGCUCAUCAAGCCUCUGUACAUCAAGGUUUCCAAGAAAUACGGCGAAAAAACGACGUCGUCCCCAUCGCCGUCGUCUUCUCCGAUUCCGGGGCCAAUAUUCUCCCCCAAAAAGCCGGUGAAGACACAGUCCAGGAGAGAGGACGGAGAAGAGAGGCCGGGGAGUCUUCCGGCAGGGCUUCGCGUGGUGUGUAAGCAUCUAGGGAAGAGCCGGUCGGCGUCGGCGGCUGUUCAGAUGAUGCCACCGGUGAGCUUUCAGGCAAGUAGGAGAGAUGAUUCGCUGGCGCAGCAGCAUGAUGGGAUUCAAAGCGCCAUUAUGCAUUGCAAGAGAUCGCUCAACUCUUCAACCGAUUCUUCGCAUUUAUCACGAUGGACCAGCGAUUCUUCUCACGAGCAAUCCCUGGACUCAUCAAGAAGAUCAGUCGAGAAAAUUUGAAGCUCUGUGAAAUGGCGGGAAAACGUUACUCUAGUGUCUGCAACCCCUGUUUGGAUGCUAAGAAACUGCAGGAAAAACGAAAAACAUAGAAUUUUGACUGGGUCUUGCUUGGGACAUGAGAAAACAAAAAACCCGCAUGGGCGUAUGCAACUAUUAGGCUGAGCCGAACUGGGUUUUCUAUUUUCUGUACCCAACACUCUGUUUUAUUAUUUUCUUCCAUUUUCUCAGCGGCCAAACGGAGGAAAAGGGAUUUUUUUUUUUUUUUUGGUGUUUUCAGUAGAAAAUAAUUUGAAAAGAUAGGAUUGUGAAGUGAAUCUUUAGAGUUUAGGGGAUGGUGAGCACUGAGCAGUGAGUCAUCAUGAAAAUAUUGAAGAAAUGAGUAAAAGAUCUCUGUGUAAAUCUUUGCAUGGUGCAGUCAAAGCAUUAUGAUACUAUUGAAAUUUAUUUUUCUCCCUUCUUUCA